Ficedula albicollis (Collared flycatcher) is the source of this 2126-nucleotide messenger RNA. RefSeq names its product ligand dependent nuclear receptor corepressor (gene LCOR). Lineage: Eukaryota; Metazoa; Chordata; Aves; Passeriformes; Muscicapidae. Gene Ontology annotation, biological process: regulation of transcription by RNA polymerase II. The record is from RefSeq and is a predicted model, not a curated record. Gene Ontology annotation, cellular component: nucleus. Bases 327 to 1628 code for a protein of 433 amino acids. The transcript is spliced from 6 exons. Gene Ontology annotation, molecular function: DNA binding.
UUGAAAGUAUUCUAGAAGGCCUGUUUGGACCUGGAUUAUUAAAAGAUCUCAGUUUGUUUAAAGACUGUGAGCCUGAAGGUGUUUCUGAUUGGUCUUUUGAUGAAAAUUGUCUUUUCUGCUGCCUGAGAAGAGAAAAAGUGAAGGAACACUUAGUCAGUCUGGAUGAGCCAGCCUCGGAAGCUGGACAAGAAGCUCUGCUUAGACAAGAGCAAGCAAAAAUCAUUCGUUUUGAAAGGCAAGCGGAAGAGUUCCUCAAUGCAGUCUUUUACAGAAAAGACAGUCCUAGGGUCUCUGACCCCAAUAUUCCCCUAGUGGCCCGUGAGAUCAUGCAGCGAAUGAUCCGACAGUUUGCUGCUGAAUAUACCUCAAAAAAUAGCUCUACUCAGGACUCCAGCCAGCCCAAUAGCACAAAGAACCAAAGCCUGCUGAAAGCAUCUCUGGUCGCCUCCUCUCCCACGGCUGCAACUGCUCAGAACCCUGUGCUCAGCAAACUGCUCAUGGCUGACCAAGACUCACCUCUGGACCUUACUGUCAGAAAGUCUCAGUCAGAACCUAGUGAACAAGACGGUGUGCUUGAUUUAUCCACUAAGAAGAGUCCUUGUGCUGGCAGCACCUCUCUGAGUCACUCUCCUGGGUGCUCCAGUACUUCGGGAAAUGGGCGACCUGGGAGACCCAGCCAGCACCAUCCGGAGGGACUACAGAGUGGUGAUGGGGUACCUCCAAGAAGCUUGCAGGAUGGAACCAGGGAAGGUUAUGGCCACUCCACAUCUCUUAAAGUACCGCUGGCUCGAUCACUCCAGAUUAGUGAAGAACUGCUGAGCAGAAACCAGUUUUCUACGGCUGCCAGCCAUGGGCCAUCUGGACUACAGAAUCAUGGACAGCACUUAAUAUUAUCCAGGGAGGCUUCUUGGGCAAAACCACACUACGAAUUCAAUUUCAGCCGCAUGAAAUUCAGGGGAAAUGGUGCACUCAGCAACAUCAGUGACCUUCCUUUUCUUACAGAAAACUCUGCCUUUCAAAAAAUGGCACUUCAAACUAAACAGGAUGGGAAAAAGGACGUGAGCCAUUCAUCUCCUGUGGAUUUAAAGAUACCACAAGUUCGAGGCAUGGACCUUUCAUGGGAGUCCCGCACUGGUGACCAGUACAGCUAUAGCUCUUUGGUAAUGGGUUCACAAACGGAGAGCGCGCUUAGCAAAAAGUUAAGGGCUAUCCUUCCAAAACAAAAUAGGAGAAGUUUGCUGGAUGCUGGACCAGAUUCCUGGGGCUCAGAUGCUGAGCAGUCUACCUCUGGACAGCCAUAUCCCACCUCAGAUCAAGAGGGAGAUCCUGGCUCCAAGCAACCUAGGAAGAAAAGAGGGAGAUACAGACAGUACAACAGCGAGAUACUGGAGGAAGCAAUCUCUGUGGUUAUGAGUGGGAAAAUGAGUGUUUCCAAAGCUCAGAGUAUUUAUGGGAUCCCCCACAGUACACUGGAGUACAAAGUUAAAGAGAGGCUGGGCACUUUGAAAAACCCUCCAAAGAAAAAAAUGAAAUUAAUGAGGUCGGAGGGGCAGGAAGUUUCAGUAAAGAUUGAAUUAGAUCCCCAGGGAGAAGCAGCACAAAGUGCGAAUGAAUUGAAGCAUGAAUAGGGAUGUUGUAGAGUGCCAAUUACUUUGCAAACUGGGUGAGCACUACUGCAUAGUUCAACCAUCACUGAGCGCACCUGAGUCUCCUGUUUACUGCAAUGCUCUUUCUUUUGCAGUUUAGCAUAGACUUAUGUGAACACAGGUGAAAGAUGUGCUCUGAAUGUCACAUUUGUAAAUUUUUCUAGCCUGGUAUGGCGCAGUUGCCCUCCUUCACCUGCCCACUGCCCUCUUUCUUUCUUUCUUUGUUCUUUUUUUUUUUUUUCUUUUGCCUUUUGCAUGUUUCUCUGUAAUAGAGAAUUGACUUACCUCACAAAGAAUGCAGAUCUGUAGAAGUGGACAUCUUGCCUGUAGAGCCUGCCUGAACUUCUGAUGUUGGAUUUUUCAUAUCUGCCUUUAUAGAAAUAAGUCCACUUUGUUAAACUGACACUCUCCUAAAACCAGGCAAUUUUCAAACGAAAAUCAGACUGUCAUUCUUCAAAAACGUUUCAGAGAUGUUUUUUU